Letharia columbiana is the source of this 3012-nucleotide messenger RNA. RefSeq lists its product as uncharacterized. The transcript has 3 exons. The record is from RefSeq and is a predicted model, not a curated record. Lineage: Eukaryota; Fungi; Ascomycota; Lecanoromycetes; Lecanorales; Parmeliaceae. Bases 1 to 3012 code for a protein of 1003 amino acids.
AUGGUGGCAUCUAAUGCUACGGAAGUGCUUCAGCAUAGCACUUACCAGCAAUACAAGAAAAAUACUUCAACACUCAUUCGAUGGAUCGUAACCACAGCUUCUUCAUGCGCCAUUCCUAUCGCUCCCAAGCCAAUCAACAAUAAUCCAAAGCACAAGAGGAAGGCAGCAAAGAAUGCUCGAACUGAGAAUGCGAAAGCCUUCCCCUCCGAGAUUAGUACAUCGAAACUCGUAUCCCUCUCGACCGCAAUCGCAGAGGCGGAGCAGUCCGUGCCAGACUCUAUCUAUGUUCUCUUUGACUCGGUGAUUGGUGCUCGGACUGCUGCGCACGAUAUCUGGAAGGCUCUAUCUAUCAAUCACCCAGAUCCAGAUGUGGAGAAGAGCAAUGAGGGUCAUUGGGCGUUCAUAGUAGCGUUGCAAUCCGCAUUCGACGCCCUCGGCGGUGCUAUCUGGAGAAAAAGUCAUGAAGAUGAUCGGAAUGCCAAGAGGAAGGCUAGGGAAGAGGAAAGAUCUAAAGCUCUUGCUACAUUGAAAUCUGAGGCCGGGCCAGAAGGCGUAGAUCCAGCGUUUGAGUUUAUGAACAAAUUUGAUGGCCUAGAUGUUCAGAGCUUGCCCAUCGAAGACGAGGCGGUAUUGGACGAAUUGGCAACGCAAAGCGCCUCGCCAACCACGGAAGUGACAGCUACCGAUCCCCCAGCACCAGCAGCAGCGAAAGGCAAGCGGAAGGGCAAGUCCAGCCGUGUUCCUACGGAGCCUUUAGAUAAAUACAAGGUCAAAUCGGAAACAGAAGCCUAUUUUGCCGUAUGCUUCUUCGUCAGAGAUAUCAUUCACCUCAGGAAGUACAUGAGAAACAUCUGGCGUCAAGUUGGUUUGGGCCAGUUCCACUGUGCAGUCGCUGGAGCGUUAAGCAAUAUGGCUGUGGGCAUGAUGCGGUCACUGCAGUAUGAGCUGGCCAUGGACUAUCCCGCAUGCACCCAUUUCUGCGAGAUAAUCAACCAGCUAGUCCGAAAUGGUAACUACGUGAUCAUUGGAGCCACAGCGCCCUCGAGUACAACAGCAAAGAGCAAGGUGAGUUCGAAGCAAGUUGCGCUCAACGCAAAGGGAGACAUGGGCGCGAUCGAGGAAUCGUUGCUCCUCACAACCCACAACGAUCUUGUGAGCUUUGUCACCGACUACCGCAAGAACCGCAACGGCAAGCCUAGCUCUACGUUUGCGAAGAUGAGCUGGAACCCGAAUUUCAGAGACACACAGUUCACCCUUGCUGCGGAUAUGACACCCCAGAACAUUCGCAAAUGGAAAGCAGACUAUACGAUUUCCUGGCUGUACGAUCUUGUAAACACGUAUGCCAUGAAGAGACUCAUCAAGGGUAAGUCACAGAUGCAAAAUCCCGAGAAUUUGGAUUGGAAGAUUGAGGACUCGGUCGAAUGCGAAUGGACAAACCGACCUCUCUGGGGGCCAAUGGAUUUUGCACGCGACUUGACGGUUCUAGCAAUGCAAAAGCCUGGCGCUCCAAUUGAAUCAGAACUGAAGCCACACCAUAUUUUGCAACUUCAGAUCGCAGUUGAUUCCAUGUUCUGCGCCAAGCGAUGGGCCGCUCAGGACGUACCUCCAAUUGAUUGCUUUGGGUCGACUAGCUCGACGCUUGUUUGGGACUUUGCGAAUGACGUCGUGGAGAUACGAAGCUUUCGCGAACAGUGGGUCGAGGCUACGGAGCUCCUGCUUGAGGAGUUCAAGACAGACAGAGAAAGAAAAGGCGACCCUACAGAAUGGAGUCAUCCGAUCAUUUAUCUGGACAUCAUGAUGAAAGAAGCUCUCUUACUCGGCGAGACUCCACUCGAUUUCCUUCCUGAAGCGCCUCGUUCACUUUUCUCGAAGAGCUCAAAAAAUGGGCUCUGGCUUUACUCGCCAUAUCUAUGCGGUACAGGGAUGGUGGAGAUGCUCAAUAUGUCCUAUGACUGGGGCACCAAAUGCUGGGACCGAUCCGGAUAUAUGCAAGCCUUCUUCCAUCUAUACAACAUGCUACUUCAGAAUGGCCAUAUCAAGAAAAGUAUCACUCUCCUCGAACGGGUGAUAGAGAUCUUCAAAGACGACAUCUUCCGCGGCGGGCAACGUCCCACUAAAAACUUCUUCGACUCUUUCAAACUCAGCAUAGAUAUCCGAGCGCAGUAUCUAGGCGAUUACACAAAAUUGCGCCGCCGGAAAGUAGGUGUGCAGAGAGAAGGUUCCAUCUUCCGCGACAAAGGCAAGCCGAAUGAUCACAGCUUGUACACCAAACAAAGCAAACUGUUCGCUCUUAGCCAAGCGAACUGGCUCGUCAGCAAACUGGAUCAGUCGAAGUUCCCGUCUCUUGCGGCUCACACCCACAGCGUGACCGACAUCCUCGAUCUCCUAGUGUCAGAUCUUACAGAAGACAUUACUGGCCGCACCCCAGUGGCAACUUUGAAUUACAAUAAACUUCUCCGCACUGUAUCAGUCAUAUAUUGUGGGCUCGAUAAAGUCACAAAGGACAUGCCAUCGGCAAAAGCGAUCCUUGCCGAACUGAUGGACGACUCUAAGACCACCCCGCCCAGCAUGCACGACAAGAUUCUCUCACUAGCCUUCUGCUCUCCUACCGUGAUAGUUCAAGACAUGCGCAAUGAGCGGCUCGACUCGCCCGUCUUAGCGCGCAUGGGUUCUCAUCUUUCCAAGAUGUGCGACAAGAUGGGCCCCGAACUCGAGCGCUCUCUCGUGUAUGGCGAAGAGGCUGGAAAAAUCCCGGAGCAUGUGCUAGCAGAUAUUAGACCUGGGAACCGGAAAGUUCUGGCGGAAGGUUCGCAAGGUGGAGAGUUCUUGCGCAGCAAGAAGAUGCUGGAGUUGAGAGAGGCGAGCCCGCAGAUGUACGAGGCUCUGGUGGCUGCGACGGCGGGGAUGGAGGUCGGGAGUUGCGCGAACUGUGAGCAUUGUAGGAGGGGAGUGAAGAUUGAGAAUUCGGAUGAUCUGCUUGGACAAUUGAUCAAGAAGGUCACGAGCGACUAG